Molecule: messenger RNA, 1062 nt
Organism: Symbiodinium sp. CCMP2592
Lineage: Eukaryota; Dinophyceae; Suessiales; Symbiodiniaceae
Source: the annotation of a GenBank genome assembly
AUGGAUGCCACUGAGCGUGACGUGAGGCAGCUGUCUGAGACUUUGGACUUCCUGGAAGACCUCCUGGCACCCGGUGCGGAGGUUGGGGACCUGUCUGAAGUGCUGGGUGGCACCCUCCGAGAGUGUCAAGAUCUGCGGGACCGGCUGCAAGAGGCGGUGCCGGACAUCUUGGAUCGGGAUGGUGGUGAAGCCACCUUCAACCAGAUCGCGGCGCUGCUGGAGCGCAUGGAGCGGGUCAAGGACCAGUGGCAGGCGGCGCAAAGCGGUGCCGGCGGCGCCGGUGCCGGCGGUGGCCAGCGCAGCCCUCCCAGCGGUCCCAGCAUGGCCGUGGCCCCCGGGGCCCAGUUGGCUGCGCCUUCGCUGCCAGCCUCGGCGCUGACCUCCGCCGCCUCCGGCUCUGUGCCGGCCCCAGUCGCGGCCGUCCCGGCUUCCGCACUGGCUUCAGCUUCGCCGGCACAAUCGCAUGCUUCCGAAGACAUGUGGCGUCAAACCAGUGGUUUGGGUUCCAUGGAGAAAGAGAAGGAGAAGAAGAAGAAGCGGAAGGAAGGGAAGGAGUCCAAGGAGAAAGAUCUUGGGGAUCAGGGCAAGGAGGGCAAGGGGAGCGAAGAUGGCUUCCCGGAUAGCUUUGGAGCUUGGCCGGACUCUGGCGAGGCUUCUGCUUUCCCAGAAUCUUUUGGUGGAUGGGGCACCGCGCCUUUGGGCUCAAGCCCCGCCCCUUUCGAAGCCUCGAACUGGGCCACAGGGGUUUCAGCAGAAGGCCUAACGACGACCCCGGGCCCCUGCGGCCCCUGCGGCCCCUGCGCUUCGGCCGGUCCCAGUCCUUUUGCAGCUUUUGGAAUGCCAGAACCCUCAGCGCCCAUUGCUCCGAGCUCCCUGCUGGGAGAUGCGAAUGCCCAAGCCGAAGGGACCUUGGCGAGUCUUCAUGUGGGAUUUCCCUUUGCGGCGAUUUCGGAGGACAAAGAGGCCUUCGAGCGGCUCUUUGUCCGUGCCGCAGCGGCGGCUGCCGGGGUAGCACCAAGGCGCAUACGAGUCCACGCUGUGCGUCCGGGCCCGGGCUACUAA